Messenger RNA from Lodderomyces jiufengensis, 3519 nucleotides. RefSeq lists its product as uncharacterized. Gene Ontology annotation, molecular function: DNA-binding transcription factor activity, RNA polymerase II-specific; RNA polymerase II cis-regulatory region sequence-specific DNA binding. The record is from RefSeq and is a predicted model, not a curated record. Gene Ontology annotation, cellular component: chromatin. NCBI's taxonomy places the organism in Eukaryota, Fungi, Ascomycota, Pichiomycetes, Serinales, Debaryomycetaceae. The coding region runs from base 1 to 3519 and encodes 1172 amino acids. The transcript has a single exon. Gene Ontology annotation, biological process: regulation of transcription by RNA polymerase II.
AUGCAAAGAUCAUUAUCAAUAAAUUCAAAUUCUUCACCAAUACAUGAAAAUAUAACAACUACUACAAAUUCAGAUUUUACAACAAAUAUUGCAACACAACCAAUACCCAAAAAAUCAAUACAAAUUAGAACAGAUAAACCAAGGCCUCAUAUUUGUGGAGUUUGUACAAGAGCAUUUGCAAGAUUAGAACAUUUGAAAAGACAUGAGAGAGCUCAUACUAAUGAAAAACCAUAUCAAUGUGCAGCUUGUGGAAGGUGUUUUGCAAGAAGAGAUUUAGUUUUGAGACAUCAACAGAAAUUACAUACCAACCUACCAAAUCUAAUGAGAAGAGGUUCAUCAAAAGAUUUAGAUAUAAAUGAACAUAUAAAUGUUUUACAUAACAAUACAGAAUUGAAUGCUCCAUUACCAAAUGGUAUGAUAUUACCUGAAAAAUCCAAUGAUGACAAAACCAAAAGUGGUACACCUCAAUUUAGAACUUCAUUAUUUGGGGAAGAACAAACAAAUCUGCCACAACAACCAACAAUGGGUGUUUCACCAAUUACAUCAUCAAAUUCCCCAAGACCAAGUGUAACUCAAAGAAAUAGUGUAAGCAUCACUCAACCAAAAGCAACUCCAAUGUCAAGACAAGGUUCUGUCAAAAUGAGUCGAAGAAAAUCUUCUCAACAUCAAAUAAAACAAGAAUUAUCACCAGAAUCUGAUUCACCGAAAAGGAAAAAAAUUGCUCAAAAUAAUGGUAGUAUUUCAACACCUUUGGAGUUUAGUACUAUUCCAUCACAUUUAAUCAAUAAUUUCAGACAUGCGUCAUAUUCAGCAGCUUCUGGGAGUUCAUAUACCACCACCAAAGAUGCUAUACAAAUUCAAGAAAAUAAUGUUACAUUUACAGAUUCAAUUCCAACUCAUGUAGAAUUUGGUACACCACCAUUAGCAGCACAAACUGAAGAAUAUCAUAAAAUUAUGGGGAUGAGUGGAUUAAUGGAUUGGGGUAAUAUAGAUUCAUUAGAUUUAGGUGAUGAAGAAAAAUUUGCUUUAAGACAAAAAUCAUUGAAGAAUAUACAUGAUUUUUUCACUGAUGGGUUAAAAAAAGUAAGUAACAACCAAAAUAAAGGUAAAGAAUCAAUUCAAAUGCAACAAACUCAAAGUAGAACCACAAUUUUUGAAAUUGAAGAUUCUGUGGAAACUCAAGAAUUUAAUCAAAAUUCUCAAUUUCAACAACCACAACAAGCACAUUUACCACCUUCAAUAAGCCAAAUACAAGCACCGCCGCAACAAAUUUUGUCACAACAAUUACUGCCCCAAUCAAAUCAAGGUUCAGUAGCGUCAUCUGCUGCAAGUAUAGACCCUCAACAAUUAAGCAAUAAAGCAGCAGCUCCUAUCAAAAGAUCUAGAUCAACUAUGGAAAAUGGAAAUGGUACUCCACAAGGAAGUAAUAAUGGAACAGGUAGUGAUAGUGAUUGGAUUAAAGACUUGAUGGGGCCAUCAUUAGACAUGAACUUAAAUUUCAGUGCAAACACAAGUUUUGAUGAUUUAAAGGGAUAUUUUCAAAGUAAUAAUGCCAAAACCAACAAAUUAAAAGAAAAUUUCCCGAAAAAGCAAGCUCAAGAUUUUAUGCAACAAUUAUUGGGGAGUGAUGCAAAUGGUGAAAUAAAUUUUGACAAUAACAUAAAUUAUUCAAUUGAAUUUCCAGCAAAUUUUUAUAACAAUGAUUCAAGUUUAAUUUCAAAUGAAACUAGAGAAAAAAUGAUGUCAUUAAGUAAUUUGGGUAAUCACGAGUUUCCAACUUUAGAAAGUUUGAAAUAUUAUGCACAAUUAUAUGAAUUUGGUUUCAAUAAGUAUUUUUCAUUUAUUCAUUUACCAUCACUAAAAAGUUUAAGAGGACAAAAUUUUGAAAUCAUUCCCUUGUUAUCAGCAAUUGCAGCUAUUGGAUCAUUAUAUUCCUACAACAAUCAUGAUGCAUUAUUAUUAUUUAAUCUAUCAAAAUUUCAAAUUCAAAAUUUCUUUGAAAAAGAAUUGUCUUCUAGUAAUUUACAAUUUAAAAAAAUUCCAUUAAUGGCUCAUCAAUGUCUUGUAUUACAUAUCAUGAUAUCUUUAUUUUUCAAUGAACCUAAUAUGAUUGAUAUAACAUCUAGACAAAUCAAGUCAAUGAUUAGAUUGAUUCAAUCAACUCAUUUUAAUGAACCUUUGGAGCAAACUAUUAUUCCUCCACCACCUGUACCGCAAGGAAUCACGACUGAAGAAACAAAACAAAUUAUUCAACAUAACUACGACUACUUUAUUAUGGCACAAUCAAGAAUUAGAACUUUGCAUUUAUUUUAUGUAUUGCAAACAUUUAGAUCAACAAUGACUGGAUCACCAGUUUUAUUUAGCUCUAGUCAAUUGAAAAAUGGGUCAGGCUGUAUUAAUGACAAAUUAUGGUGGAGUUCAAGUGCAACAAGUUGGUAUGCAACAGUUUGUAAAACAAAUCCACCAAAUUGGUCUAUAAUUGAAUUAAGUAAUGGUCAAUCUUUUAAUUCACUUUCAAAUUAUUUAAAAAAUCCAUUUUCUGCACCACACAUUCCAAUAAAAAACUUGUUAACAUUAUUGUUAAGUAUUCAUGAACAAUUGGAAAAUGAACAAGCUCAACUGAAUUAUAUUUCAUGGAAUCUUGAAAAAAAAUCGAAAUUUGAAACUUUAAUAAAUAAUUGGGAAAUUCUAUUUCAUAAAACUCAUGGUUCAUUGAUAAUCACUACUGAAAAUAGAAAUGAAAUGAUUAGCACCCCUGAUUUGAAAUUGAUUAUUCCACUUUGGCAUAUGGUUAAAAUCAAAUUACAUAUAAAUUAUAAUUCAAAUGUUGUUUACAUGUUACAAAAGAACUAUAAUUUGAUGAAUAAAGAAUUAGACCUUAUGGAUUAUAAAGAAUCUAAUUAUAAUGUAUUGAGUAAAAAUAUUUCAUCAUGUUGUCAAAUUUUAGAUGUUUGGGUUCAUACCACUGAAAUUAUAAGUUAUGAUGUUAGAGAAACUGCUGUUAGAACACCAGUGUUUUUAUGUUGUACAAUUUUCAUUAGCAUAAUUAUCAUGGCAACUUAUCUUGAUUUUAUUGAACAACAAUGUAAUAGAAGAGAUAUAUCGAAUCAUGAAUUAUUAGAUUGGUUUCAAUGUCAACAAAUAUUAUCUAAAAUGAAUAAAAUUUUAACCAAUAGUGUUAAGUCAGUUUAUUCAGAUGUAUUAACCAAAGAUAUGAAUGAUUUAUCUAACCCUAUUUCAGAAGAUUUAGUUUUGAAACUCAUGAAAUUAAGUGAAGAAAGAUCAAUGUAUGAUGACAAUAUUGCAAGAGAUUUAGAUUUAGAAUAUAAUAAAAUUCAAGUAAUUAAAUUAAAUAAAGAAAUUAAUCAUCAAAUUUUAAUGUUUAACUUGUCAAGAAGAUGUUAUUACCUUGGUAUAAGAGUAUUAGCUGAUGCACCAGUUUGGCCAGCAUCAAUGGGAUUUGCAGAAGCAUUACAAUUCAGAGCUAGCUAUUUAAAUCAAAGAGGUACUACUUAUUAA